Plodia interpunctella (Indianmeal moth) is the source of this 2353-nucleotide messenger RNA. RefSeq names its product myoneurin-like. The coding region runs from base 158 to 1798 and encodes 546 amino acids. Lineage: Eukaryota; Metazoa; Arthropoda; Insecta; Lepidoptera; Pyralidae. Gene Ontology annotation, molecular function: DNA-binding transcription factor activity, RNA polymerase II-specific; zinc ion binding; RNA polymerase II cis-regulatory region sequence-specific DNA binding. The record is from RefSeq and is a predicted model, not a curated record. Gene Ontology annotation, biological process: regulation of transcription by RNA polymerase II. Gene Ontology annotation, cellular component: nucleus. The transcript is spliced from 9 exons.
GCAUUUUGUCUAUGGUUGCGUAGUGAAGUGAAGAGAAAAUUUUGUGAUUGAGAAUUGAGGAAUAGUGGUGAUCUAAAGAUUUUAAUAAAUCGACAGAACAGAUUAGUGUGGUGUAUGUUCUAGAGUAUUUGUUAUCACAACACAAACAUCUCAAAGAAUGCUCGAUCCAAGCAAUGGUAUUGACAUGAAAUCGUGCCGUGUAUGUUUGGCUAAAAAGCCUUUAUGCCCUCUGUUCAAAUAUAAAUUGUCGGGUAAUUAUGCUGAAAUGUUAACAGCAGUCGCUGAUGUAAAGGUGGUGGCUAAUGAUGGCUUACCUGAGAAGAUUUGCAACAAAUGUUGCAUUGCUCUUGAAAAGGCCUACCUCUUUAAAACAGUUGCAGAAAGAAAUGACAAAAGGAUGAGGAAAUUACUGGCAAGAACACAGGUGCCAACAAAAAAGAUAGCAUUUGACUCAUUUACUGAUAUUAAAAGUGAAAUAGGACCUCUUGCUAUUAAAACAGAACCAAAAUGGGAAAUGGAAAUAGAUGUACGUAGUGAUGCAUCUACAAAACAAAUUGAUGCCAGUGAAGGAAAAGACAUUGUCAUUGCUAAUACUGUAAUUAGAAAGGUAGAGCCUGGCACUGAAGAAACUGUUAAGAAGGAUAAUAUUUUUUCAAAUGAAAAUAUAGAUGUAACAUGGAAAUCGACUAAAGCGUCAUCAGAAAUUGUAGAUCUUGAUGCUGAAUAUUUAGAUGAUGAUAUUUUCCAAGAUGAUGAUGGUGAUGCAGACUAUGUCCCACCUACAGAUAAUAAGAAAACUAAAUUUAAAAAACCAAAGCUGUCCGAUAUCAAAGUUUUCAAAGGUAAGAAAACAGUUGUGCGCAAGGUGAAAAUAUUGCGGAAACCAGAAGACUUCGAUAAUAAAAGAACCAUAAAAGAUGAGAAAAGUAAAGCUACAACUAUUACAUGUUAUCCAAUUAUGAAGAAUGGAUCGAGAGGCCCCCCAAUAUUGUUAAAGAGACCAAAAGAUGCAACUACAUUGAGAGUUAAUCCAACCUAUAAAGGGAAAACAUCUGCAGAUGGUACCAAAGUGGUACGGCGAGACAAGCCAGUCAGAUUGGUGAGAACUGCAAAGGCUAUUGUGAAGCAAAGAGAAAAACUUGUUUGUCCAGUUUGUGGCAUUCUCACUUUUACACUUGGGAAUCAUAUAGCAACUCAUCAAGAGAAAAAGAGAUAUACUUGCACUCAAUGUCCAAGGACUUUUGCACAAAAGGGCAACUUGCUUACACAUACUAAACAGCAUUCAGGAGUAAAAGAUCAAAUAUGUGAAAUUUGCGGAGCAGGUUUUUAUAGUCAGAAAUCUUUAGUCAGACAUAAUCUUAUCCACAAAGGGGACAGACCUUUCUCAUGCAAUUUAUGUAACAAGACAUUCAUAGCACGUUGUGAUCUAAAUCGCCACUUGCGCAUCCAUUCUGGCUACAAACCGUAUAAAUGCGCAACCUGUGCCAUGUCGUUCAAUGCCAAGCAUCAGCUGCAAAACCAUGAGAGAAUGCAUACUGGAGAGCGACCAUACUCAUGCCAGGUGUGCAAUGUUGCGUUCAGUUACAAAGUGAACCUUAACAACCACGUAUAUAAGGUUCACGGCGUCAACCUCAAGUUCAAGUCCAUUCACGUGGUGACCGAAGAGAUCCUGCGGCGGGAGAUGGGGCUAGUCAACGAGACCAGGGUCGCCAUCGCGCACAUCAUGCCACAGCUCACCGACGCGCCCACUCCGGCCGCACACGAAACUGUUUCGCACCAUUCUGAUUAUACGGUCUGAUUUUGCCUGAAUUAAUAUUCAACAACAUAUGUAAUGUACAACAUAUGUAAUGUUCAAUACUUGGAGAAGUUAAUACUUCUCCAAGUAUUGAACACAUUUUGUUUUAGAGGGUCAGAUUUAUAUUGCCAAAAAAGCUUUAGUUGUACCUGAAAAAUUUGGCACAUGGCAUUUCAAGUAUCAAGUACAGACAAGUUGCAAACCAGCCAUCGACAGCAACUUGGUUACAUUUGGUAAACUGUUCAAAACUAAGAUCUUGUGUUCAAGCUGUCCCACUACUCUGUGCAUUUUUCUACCACUUAUUGUUAAGAUAAUUUCUAACGAGGUAAAAGUAUUUUCUGGGUAUUAGUAUCUAUUUGAGUAUAGAUUUUUAUUUUUUUAUUAUGUGCUUCUGAUAGUGAUUAUGGAAGUUGUGGACGUUAUGCAGAAGUUACAGCAAAACAUGUAAUUACAAUGAAAUGUGAAUUGUUGAUGUAAAUAGUUACAUUAUGUUUUACUUUAGUUUGCUUUUAUCUUAUAUUAGAAUGAUACAUUAUUAAUAAAACUAUUAUAAGAUUU